AUGAGUUUAUCCGUUCCUCUCAUCAUCUUGAUCAUGCGCUUUCUUGUUUCAUUGAUGAUGUUUUAUCUUAUAUUUUCUGCCUCUUCUUCUGUUGUGCAGCCCCUGUGCCAUGAUGAUGAGAGAUUUGCCUUGUUGCAAUUCAAGGAAAGCUUCAUCAUCAAUCAGUCCGCGUCCAAACAUCCAUUUGCUUAUCCGAAGGUUUCAUCAUGGAAGCCUGAUCAAAUCAGUGAUUGCUGCAAGUGGGAUGGUGUAGAGUGCAAUAAGGACACUGGUCAUGUCAUUGGCCUCAAUCUCAGUAGCAGCUGUCUUAAAGGUUUUCUCAACUCCAAUAGCAGCCUCUUCCGCCUUGCUCAUCUCCAAAACCUCAAUCUGGACGACAAUGACUUUAACUCUUCUCCACUUCCAACUAGUUUUAGACAGCUUUCCAGGCUAACAGUGCUCAACCUCGCAGCCUCUAUAUUUUCUGGCCAAAUCCCUAAAGAAAUUUUCGAACUCUCCAAGUUGGUUUCCCUAGAUCUCUCAUAUAAUCAAUUGUUGAAGCUCCAAGAAUCUGGCCUAACAGUUAUAGCUCAAAACUUCACAAACUUGGAAGUACUACAUCUUGCCUCCGUUGUUAUAUCAUCCAACGUACCCAAUAUCUUGGCAAACUUAACUUCUUUAACAGAUCUAUCUCUACGCCAGUGUGACUUGCAUGGUGAAUUUCUUGUGGGAAUUUUGCAUCUACCUAAGCUUCAGCGUCUUAAUAUAGAGAAUAAUGAAAACCUCAAGGGCUGCAUCCCAGAAUUUCACAAAACCAGCCCCCUUAAAUUAUUGAGACUUGGAUUCACGAGCUUCUAUGGUGAGAUACCGGAUUCAAUUGGUCACCUCAAGUCCUUGAUUGACUUUACUGUGUUUAAUUGCAAUAUCUCGGGAGAAAUACCAUCUUCACUAGGUAACCUUACCAAUCUAAUUGUUUUACAACUUCAAUCAAAUCGGUUGCACGGUUCAGUUCCACAGUCAAUAUCAAGGCUUGUAAAUCUUGAAAUUCUGUCUCUCUAUGAUAACUAUUUGAGUGGCAGGGUGGAGUUUGAGUUGUUUCUGAGACUUGGAAACCUAUAUGUAUUGCAGUUAUCUGGAAACAAUAUUUCAUUGCUUACAAAUCCGAGUACCAACUCAACUUUUCCAAAAUUUGGAAUAUUAUUACUAGAUGAUUGUGACUUGCGUGAGUUCCCAGAGUUUCUGAGGAACCAAGAUCAGUUGGAGCUAUUAGAGCUUCGCGGAAACAAAAUUUACGGCCAAGUUCCAAAGUGGAUGGGGAACGUAAGUACAGAAACUCUCUGGGAAUUAGCUCUGGAACGCAACUUUCUCACCGGUUUCGACCAACUUCCAGUUAAUCUAAAGCAACUGAAGCUCGAUUCUAACAUGCUUCAAGGAUCAGUGCCAAUCCCACCUCCUUCUAUUUCUAUCUAUACGGUCUCAAACAACAGACUAACAGGAGAAAUUCCACAUUUGAUUUGCAAUCGAAGUUUAAUAACUACGCUCGAUUUGUCAAGAAACAACUUGAGUGGCCUUCUUCCUCAAUGUUUAGGCAACUUGAGUGAUUCUCUCUCAUUGAACCUACACGGUAAUAACUUUCAUGGAACCAUUCCUCAGAUCUGUGGUGAAGCAAAAAAAUUGAUGAUGAUUGAUUUCAGCCAAAAUCAUUUACAGGGGCGUGUACCGAGAUCGUUGGCCAAUUGUACCAAGCUUGAAGCUCUUAAUCUUGGUAACAAUCAGAUACAUGAUAUUUUUCCUUCCUGGUUGGGCAUUCUUCCAGAGUUGAGGAUUCUCAUUUUGAGAUCUAAUGAACUCUAUGGUACAAUAGAAAGUUCUGAUAGCAAUUUCGACUUCCCGAAAUUGCACAUCCUUGACCUCUCAAAUAAUGAUCUUACUGGCAAGUUGCUCUCUGAACACUUCCAAAAUUGGAAAGCCAUGCAAAUCAUCGAUGCCAAGAGCUUAAAGUAUGUGGAGCAAUACCAAGCUGUAUUGACACAUGAUGGAGAUCGGAUACGCUAUUACUACUUUUUCUCAAUGACAAUGAUCAAUAAAGGCACGGAAACGGUAUACCAGAAAGUCCUUGAUUUCUUCAAAGCUAUUGAUCUCUCGAACAAUAGAUUUGAAGGAGAAAUCCCAGACUUGGUGGGGAAUCUUAAAGGACUUAAUUUGCUCAACCUUUCCUCAAACUUUCUCACAGGACCUAUCCCAUUUACAUUGGCAAACUUGGCAGGGCUAGAAGCAUUGGAUCUGUCUCAAAACAAGUUGUCUGGUGUGAUCCCUCCGCAAUUAACAGAACUCACUUUCCUUUCACACUUUAAUAUCUCCCAUAAUCACUUGAAAGGACCUAUACCACAAGGAAAACAAUUCGACACAUUCGACAACAGUUCAUUUAGUGCGAACCCUGAAUUAUGCGGAAGCCCUUUGUCAAAGAAAUGUGGGAAUCUUGAAGACUCACUGCCUCCAUCUUCAAGCCACAACUCAACAAACCACAACUCAGAGUUCUCAUUUGAAUUUGGUUGGAAAGUAGUCGCAUUGGGAUACGGAUGUGGAUUCGUGUUUGGAGCUGUGUUUGGGCAAAUCAUGAUCACAAAGAAGUAUGAUUGGUUUAUGAAAAUGUUUGCAAUUUGGCAGCUAGGAAGAAGGGUGAAUUGGAGGGGCCGCAGAAAUUAA
Molecule: messenger RNA, 2685 nt
Organism: Juglans regia (Persian walnut)
Lineage: Eukaryota; Viridiplantae; Streptophyta; Magnoliopsida; Fagales; Juglandaceae
Product: receptor-like protein 7
Exons: 1
Coding region: 1-2685 (894 amino acids)
Molecular function (GO): protein binding
Source: RefSeq, a predicted model, not a curated record